Messenger RNA from Homalodisca vitripennis (glassy-winged sharpshooter), 2964 nucleotides. RefSeq lists its product as uncharacterized. The coding region runs from base 81 to 2663 and encodes 860 amino acids. The record is from RefSeq and is a predicted model, not a curated record. NCBI's taxonomy places the organism in Eukaryota, Metazoa, Arthropoda, Insecta, Hemiptera, Cicadellidae. The transcript is spliced from 5 exons.
UAAUUAUGUACAAGUGAUUUCUAAAAUCAAAAUAUAUACGCAAGCAAAAUUUUAGUCAAGAUUACAAGGAAAAUACAAAUAUGUCUGUCAAGAAGGGUUCUGCAGUGGUGAUCAAGCCGUACUACGACGGUCUGCUGUUAUCAGGAAUGCAGGAUGUGGCAGGUGACGGCUUGUCAGUGUUGUCCAUCAAAGAAAAGCAUAACAACUGUCGCUUUACUGAAGAUCCCGAGUCUAAGUGUCCUGUCAUCAGCUGUGCCCGAGGUCUUAAGGCUCGGAACUCAUUCUGGAAUCUCCUCAAACCAGACCUGAGGAAAGUGAGAGGACUGGAGUGUUCCACGACAGAGAGUGUAGCUCACAUGUUCCAUAAACACAACUUGAAAAAUGCUGCAAAACCUUCAUACAAAAGGAGAGUAUUGAGAUUACUGGAGUCACUGGUGUCUAACAAGCCAAAAUCUCAGCAAAGACCUCAAUCUCUGGUGCAGAAUGAGGCAGCAUCUUGGCCAAUAAAUAAAAGUGUGCUUGCCAGCAUAUGCCAAGAGAAAGAAAUGAAAUCAAAUGGAAUAUUUCAGUUUGCAGCAGAAAGUUCAAGCAACAACCAUAGUAUAACAGAGAACCAGAGUAGCAAGAGCAGGGCUAGUACAGAUCUUGUGGACAAUACUACUGAUUAUAUAACUGGAAAAGAAACUUGCACAUACACAAUGGAAACUUCAAAGUUUGACUUUGCAGCUUUGGAAACACAAAAAAGUGAGGUUUGGACCAAUGUUGAACAAUUAUCUGGUGCUAUUGGCGUACAGACAUACAAUGUGGCAUCUCCACAUCUAGCGUUUGAUCGAAUUGCAGAUUUAGUUCAGGAAGUAAGUAAUACACCAUCACAUCAGGUCUUCCAUCCAUGUUCCAAAGAAAGUAGUCACACAAAGUUGGAAAAUGAAUGCGACGAAACAACCGAAAUUAAAGAGGGCGAACUAGUUUCACCAUUGAUUGACUAUUCAAACAGGCCAAGCACAACUAAACCAUUAGUCGACUCAGAGGAUGACUCUCGACAAUUACAAGAUUUGGAAACUUGUGAAAACUCGUCAUCGAAGAUGGUACAGUCAAUAUUUGUGGAAAUGUUCAAAGAAAUGCAAGAUAUAGAAGACUAUAUCAAUUCGUACAUAUCCUCUUUUUGUCCUCUUGAAGAAGAAUUUGAAAACCACCCAGUGCUAGACGUGCCAUCAGAGCGAGCCUUGCAUUUCCUUGAACAGGUUCAUAGUCCUACCAAAGUCACAACAUCACAUGAUAAGAACAAUGUGCUACACUCAAAAAAUUAUCGAGACAAAAAUCGUGAGUUAUGUAGGCUAGAAAUAAAACAACAUGCAAAACUACAUGAACAUUUAGAGCCAGUGUCUUCAGAAAUGAGUGAGUGUUCAUGUAUUUUUGCCAAAGAUGGAAUGAAGAAUGAAAUGGAACAAUUAGAAACUGUAACAUCAAACGAAAUAUCAAACAAGAUUAAUGAAACUGGUUGUGUAUUGUAUCCUGAAAGCUGUAGCACACCAUAUGAAUCUGAUGACAAGCAAAAUGGGUACUGCUAUUGGGAAGACAUUGAGACGUAUGAUUUAAAAGGCGAAUCAGAAGUUUUAGUAUCAGAGAUACAGUUGCCAAUAGGUAAUACGUCAUUGAUCAAUGUGGAAUUUUUUGAAAAUAUAUGGAAAGAAAUAACGGACAGUAUUGAUAAAGAUAUUGCAUACAGGCAUGAAGAAAGAUUGGCUUCCCUUUUACCUAGAGAUAAAAUGUUCAUUCAGGAAAUCCAAUCCACAGAACCUUUAGAUCGGAUUUUGAUGGAAGAAGCUGAAAAUAUAAAACACACAAUUGAUAAUUUCAUAACAAAUGAGUGUUUUCCUUGCCAAAACAACGAUAACUACCCUGAUUGUUCCAUAUUAGAAAUUAACAAUGAAAACUUCGAUAGUGUUUUUCUGAGGGAAAGUCCUAAUAGUUCUCAAAGUCUAAAAUCACUACCAAAUGAAGAAGUUUUAAGAGAAUCUCAGGCCGAAUGUAAAGUAUCAGAAACCGAAUUCCAAGUGUUUCGUUACUUUCAACAUUUAUCAGAUAAUACUAGUAAUUUAUCUUUGUUUCCAGAAGAUGAACUGAAGGAUGGUGAAAAUAUUUCACUAAGCGAUUUAAGAAAAAGAAAUACAGGAAUUACAGGAAACAUAAGUGAGGAUAAUCUUACUGACAAUGAAGAAUAUUAUUUUAACGCCAGUAAUAUAUCUUCAAUUUCCAUAAUUGAAAUUGUAGAUACUGAGACUAAAAAAAAGGUUCCACAAACGAACGUGUCUGUUCCUGGUUUUUCAGGUGACGCAAAAAGCAGUGUAGAGCCAAUUCCAUUACUUAAUGAAAUAAAAAUUGAGUUGGCGCCUUCAUUCAGUGAUUUGACUUUUGAUGUGGUCUCAGUUGGUGGUGUAAAAAUAAAACAGGAGAUACCAAGUGACCUGAAUUUAGAAAUAUGUGAUUCUAUAAAAAAUAGUACACUAAGUCCCUCUAACCAUGAUCCAGAUAUUGUAAUCAAACUUGAGAAUGUAGUUGAUGAAAUUGAUGAAGUAACAAAUAAUACUAAUACACUAAAACAACAAAAAAUAAAUGAAGAUAGUUUAUUUGAAGAUGCAAAUUUCCAAAAGUGUUUUAGUUAAUAAUUCCAACGAAACUGUUUUUACUGAUUUUUGUUUAGUCAAAGGGAACGAAGUUUUAAGCACCAAUAAAGCUCCAGAAAAUGAGAGUUCAAAAUCAGAAUCUCAAGACAACAGCGUAGACAGAUCAAUAUUCGUUCAGCUUCCAGAUGACGGCACUUGCCAAACAAACUCCCAAUUUAUAUUUUCCUCAAAUAAAGUGCAGUUAAACUUAACGAACCCUGUAUUAAAUGUCAACAAAAAGUAGAUAAGCUAAUAACAUUACAUUGUUAAUAAAUGCAUUAUAAGACUGUAUUUUAUUAUA